ACAUAAACGACUUCAGAAAAAAAAAAAAAAAGAUAAGUUUUCCCCUUGACACACAAUAUUUUAUUUUUUUUUUAUACCAUCUCGACUUUUUUUUUCUUCUUUUUUUUUCCUUAAUUCCAGUUAUUUUGUUAAAGUUUUAAAAUAAAAUGGCAGGAGCACUUGAAAACGCACAAAGAGAUUUACCCAAAAUUAGAGACCAUGAACGCGAGUCUGAUUUCGGUACCAUCUAUUCUGUUUCUGGUUCAGUUGUUGUUGCUGAUAACAUGCGUGGUUCUGCCAUGUAUGAAUUAGUACGUGUUGGUCAUUCUGAACUUGUAGGUGAAGUCAUUCGUAUUGAUGGAGAUAAGGCAACUAUUCAAGUUUAUGAAGAAACUGGUGGUUUAACUGUGGGUGAUCCAGUUUUACGAUCUGGUAAACCUUUAUCUGUUGAGCUUGGUCCUGGUCUUAUGUCAAAUAUUUAUGAUGGUAUUCAGCGACCGCUUAGGGUUAUUCAAGAAGCUUCUCAAAGUAUUUAUAUUCCUCGAGGUAUUGCUACUCCUGCUUUGGAUAAAUCUUUUGGUUGGGAUUUCGAACCUCUUAAUUUCCAGGUAGGAGAUCAUAUUACUGGUGGUGACAUUUAUGGUAAAGUGUAUGAAAAUUCUCUUGUUACUGUACAUAAUAUCAUGUUGCCACCCAAGAGUCGUGGUACAAUUACGUAUAUUGCCCCUAAGGGUCAAUAUACACUUGAAGAUGUUGUUCUUGAGACUGAAUUCGAAGGUGAAAAGACCAAGCAUACGAUGAGACAACUCUGGCCUGUACGUUCACCUCGUCCUGUUGCAGAAAAGUUAUCUGCUAAUCAUCCUUUGUUGACAGGUCAACGUGUUUUAGAUUCCCUUUUCCCUUGUGUCCAAGGUGGUACUACGGCUAUUCCUGGUGCCUUUGGUUGUGGUAAAACUGUCAUUUCUCAAUCUCUUUCCAAGUACUCUAACUCUGAUAUUAUUAUCUAUGUUGGUUGUGGUGAACGUGGUAAUGAAAUGGCUGAAGUUUUAAUGGAUUUCCCUGAACUUUCAAUUGAGCAUGAAGGUCGUAAAGAAUCUAUUAUGAAACGUACUACUUUGGUUGCUAAUACUUCCAAUAUGCCAGUUGCCGCUCGUGAAGCAUCUAUUUAUACUGGUAUUACACUUUCUGAAUAUUUCCGUGAUAUGGGUAAAAAUGUCGCUAUGAUGGCUGAUUCUACUUCUCGUUGGGCUGAAGCCCUUCGUGAAAUCUCAGGUCGUCUUGCUGAAAUGCCUGCUGAUUCUGGUUAUCCUGCUUAUCUCGGUGCACGUCUUGCUUCUUUCUAUGAACGUGCUGGUCGUGCCACUUGUCUUGGUAAUCCUAGUCGUGAAGGUAGUGUCACGAUUGUAGGCGCUGUAUCCCCUCCUGGUGGUGAUUUCUCUGAUCCUGUCACUGCUUCCACACUCGGUAUUGUUCAAGUCUUUUGGGGUCUUGAUAAGAAGCUCGCUCAACGUAAGCAUUUCCCCUCUGUUAACUGGAACUUGUCUUAUUCCAAGUAUAUGAAGGUACUUGAACCUUAUUAUGAAAAGAAUGAUCCCGAAUAUAUUCACUUGCGUGAUAAAUGUAAGGAAAUCCUUCAAAUGGAAGAAAACCUUUCUGAAAUUGUUCAACUUGUUGGUAAAUCGGGUUUGAAUGAAACUGAUAAAAUUACUUUGGAAAUCGCUCAAAUCAUUAAGGAUGAUUUCCUUCAACAAAAUGGUUAUAGUAAUUAUGAUCGCUAUUGUCCUUUCUAUAAGACGACAUGGAUGUUACGUAACAUGAUUGGUUUUUAUGACCAUGCCAUUCACGCUGUUGAAUCUUCCAACAACCAAAUUACUUGGUCCAAGAUUCGUGAAUUUAUGGGUGAUAUUCUUUAUAAAUUAUCUUCCAUGAAAUUUGAAGAUCCUGCUGAAGGUGAAAAUACACUUGUUGAAAAGUAUUCUGCACUUCAUAAGGAAAUUGAAGCCAAAUUCAAUGACCUUGAAGCUUAAGAAGUAAAACUCUCACACAUAACACAUAUUCAUACAAAUUUUAUUCCCUUCUUUUUUUUUUUAUUAUUCAAAUCUCACCUCUCUCUCUCUCUCUCUCUUUUCCUCCUUUUUUUUCAUGGCAAAUUAUAAUUAAAUAUGCGCUGUCAUGUAUAAUAAAUUGUUUGGAGUAGUUAUGUUUGAUUGGUUUACACUUUACUUUUAAUAAUGUUAAAGCGGACUGUUCAG
Cokeromyces recurvatus is the source of this 2231-nucleotide messenger RNA. RefSeq names its product V-type proton ATPase catalytic subunit A. The record is from RefSeq and is a predicted model, not a curated record. NCBI's taxonomy places the organism in Eukaryota, Fungi, Mucoromycota, Mucoromycetes, Mucorales, Mucoraceae. Gene Ontology annotation, biological process: ATP metabolic process; proton transmembrane transport. Gene Ontology annotation, molecular function: ATP binding; proton-transporting ATPase activity, rotational mechanism; ATP hydrolysis activity. The transcript has 10 exons. Gene Ontology annotation, cellular component: proton-transporting V-type ATPase, V1 domain; fungal-type vacuole membrane. Bases 147 to 2006 code for a protein of 619 amino acids.